Molecule: messenger RNA, 3862 nt
Organism: Acaromyces ingoldii
Lineage: Eukaryota; Fungi; Basidiomycota; Exobasidiomycetes; Exobasidiales; Cryptobasidiaceae
Exons: 1
Coding region: 496-3843 (1115 amino acids)
Source: RefSeq, a predicted model, not a curated record
UGGCUUUUUAGGCUGCCUGUGCGAUUGAGAGAGGUGCGUGCGCUCGUUCAUAGUGGGCGUGCGCUUGUUCCAAGAGAUGACUGCUUCUCCGCUCCUAUUCACCAACCCGCCCCCUCGCGUGUCCACCCGCCUUCUUGGAGGUCUGCGACGACGACCAUGUUUCUUACGAGGCCAUCGCCGACGUUGACGUCGCCUCAUGUGCCCCAAGUGCCGUCGUCGUCAUCGUCGUCCUUAUCGUCUCUGUCGGCUCCAGCGCCCCUUGCAGACGUGGAGGGCAGUGGUCUCCCAGCUUCCUCGUCUUCCUCGUCGUUCUCGGGUCCCGCAACACGAGGAGAUGGGGGCAAGCGAACCCAGAGGGCGGGAGCGUGGUCCCAUGCAACGACUGCGCCUGCCAGUGUGCAGGUCCAUUACCAUUACCUCGCCGGACGGUACCGUGAUCUGAGCUAUGAGCGUGGCCUCGGCCUGGCCGGUUCAGGCAUGCCAUCGUCGAGCACAAUGGCGACGACGACGGCGGCGGCUGCGGCGACGCUCCUUCGAGGCAUUCCUGAGGGCGAGGGCGAAGGAAGCAUGGAGGCAGAUCGCCGCUCUCACGACUCGGGCAACACUGCCAGCGCCAGCAACAGCCUCCGAGCUGCCCUUGUCUCCUCUGCCUCUUUCUCCUCCAAGACUGCAGUGGCAGGCGGGUCUGCCAGGAAGCUGGUGUCGUCGAGCCGUACAGAGCCUGCCUCAUCUUCGAGGCUCGAGAAUCUCUUCAUCGGAAGCACCAAGAGGGGCUUGCCCACGCCAUCAAAGGCAAAGGCCAACGCGGCGACUGCUGCCGUCGCACAAACCGCACGUUCCAAGGCACCCCACGGAGCAAAGCAUGGCAGCCUCAGAGGCUACGCUGAGGAGCGGCUCAAGGCACAGGAGCUCUUCGAGGGUCGCAUCGCCAGGGCCACCGACACGGGCCGGCUCAAGUGGGAGGCAAAGACGGCCAUCCUCAACAACUCGUACGCCCUCGCCGUCCUUCUUCUGACGAGGGCUGGCCAGCUCGGAUCUAUCUCGGCCUGCCUGUCGCUCGGCAGCCUCUAUACAAAGGGCGUCACCAAGGGCAACCAGCCCGUCGUCGUCCUCGUCCAUCGAGACCCGCUUCUUGGCAUUGCAUGGGCGCUCGAAGCAGCCAGGCUGCUGGAGAGCAGGUCCGAGGCGAGAGCAAGACGGGGAAAGGACCUGGAGAACUCGUGGGAGCAGCCUGCUCAGAUCGUGAGCCUCUUUGCUCGGCUUCUGAGAUCGAGGCAGGCCAAUGCAACCGGGACCGAGAGCGUCGACGUGCCCGUGGUCGGUUCGGCUGCUGCUGCUGCUGACGACGGACGGCCGAACGUGCUCUGGGCGGCUCUUUGCCUCUCCAUGGCCUGGUUGGAUCAGCAGCUGGUGUUGUUGCCCAGCCAGGACGUCGAUGAUGGCGCAAGCCGAGGCCCCGAUGACGACGAAACGGACCCAGCCGCCGUGGCUCGGCUGCGAGCGAGGACACACAUUGCCCUAAUCGAGGCUCUGGUGGCCACGAGACAGGCUGCUCCUGCGCUCCGGAGUCAAGACGACGAACAAGAGACCUCUUCCAUCGAUCGGGCCCGAAUCGCCUGGUCUCGCUUCGCAGAGGCUCUCCAAGGUGGCGAUAUUGUCCUGGACCCCGAGCAAGGUGGUCUAGGCGAAGUGGCCGAGGCAGGCAUACUUUUCCGUGACUCGCUUGGUCAGACUCAAGAUGCGCCUGGCAGUGAGCUGGACAAGCUGGCCGAGACGCUACAAGCGAGCCUCGUCGAAGCCAGUGUGCCCGUCACCGAGAGUCACUCUGUCAAGCCUGCUUCGAAUACGACGGGGCAGCUGCAAUCACCCUCGAAGCGAGCCAAGCUUCGUCAGCGUCGGUCCGUCGAAGAUCUGCAGUCGAAAGAGGUGAAAGCAAGCAAUGAGGCUCAAGCGAUGCGUAUGCCUGCGCUCCUCAAUGCUGCCCAUACCACGUCAACGUCGCCGUCAAUUGGCAUUGCAGAUGCGCACGUGCACGGCGCCAGGCUCCUCUUCCCGCGACAGAGAGGCUUUCGAGCCAACAGUCUCCAAGAAGGGGGCAUCAGUGCUCGGCCCGUUGAAGCGGAGCCGGUGUCCUUUCGAGCCGGUGGCUUGCAUCGCGCUCGAAGGCCUUCGAGCAUCAUGUCCGACUCGCCCUCGCUCUUGUAUGCACCCGCCGGCGAUGACGAUGCUGGCGACAGUCCUCCCUCCUCACACAGCCGUCCUGCGCCGCUCACGCGUACGCAGACGGACGUGGUAGCUAUCUCGAACGACGAAGGAGUACAAGGCAUCUCGCGGACAGACAGUGUGGCGAGCAGCUUGUGGGGCGCAUCAAACUCGACCUCGGCGGCGAGGAAGGGCGCAGCUACUGCACCGAGAAAGAGGGUGACGUCGCUCUAUGGCGCACCCUCUGCCGCCGCUGCCGACGUCGUAACGACCGAGGGUGCGACGACGUAUGACUAUGACAUCAACGCCUCGCUACAGAGGCAGGCCGCCAGACGCUACCGCUCCGACUCGAAUGCCUCUAUCAGCACCAUUGCCUCGAUGCUCUCUACCGCUCCAUCGAUCGCCGAGUCAAUGGCGUGGGAGCGCGAACGCGAGCCGUACGCUCAGGGUACCCUUGCGAGUCACGGAAGCGUACAAAACAUUGGAGGCUACGAGAUUCGUCUAGGUGGGGCCGCGGAUAGUCUGCGCCGACUCCGCAAGACGAGCACCUCGAGCAUCGCUUCGAGAGACGGUCCCGCUGCGCCCUUGCUCACCGAAACCCUCGAAAAGAUGAUUGCAGACAGCCCCGGCUAUCGGGCAGCCAAUGCCUCGUCAAAUCCCUAUGCUAAUCAGAAGGGCGCAUAUGGUGCUCAGCAGCAGCAAGCAUUGCAACGCCCCGUCAUGCACCCUCGUCGCAACAGUAAUGCAUCGCUGCGGAGCCUCUCUGCCUUCUCGACGACGCAGCACCGUCAGACUUCUUCGGGACUUCGAUCGCCCAUCUACGGUGCCGCCAUGCCAAGACCUCUGUCUGUCUUCGCCAUGCCCAUUCAGGCCAGCGUGGAAGCUUCUCCGAUCUCUCCCGUUGAUCACCAGCAGCCAUCGGCCCAAUCAUCGUCCUCCAACAAGCUCAGCGCUCUCGGCUCUCUCCGCAAGCUGGGAGGCAAUGCCUCUGGCAAGAACCGAGCCGCCAUUCCCCCCCGACUUACGAUGACAGCGUCUGCCCUUCCCGUCUCCAAGCCAGACGAGGAGGGAACGAAGAGCAUGCCUUCUUCGCCGCUGGCUCCGCGUAGCAAGGCAACUCUUGGGCAAGGACUUGCCUCUGAACAGCAAGAAGAGGAGGAGAAGGAGGAGGAGGAGGAGGAGCCACGUGUUCGCAAGUCGAUGGACGACGCUCGACGCGCCGGUCCCCUGUCCAAGCAAAGCCAAAGAGCAUUCGCCAGCAUUGAUCCCACAACGGCCGAGCCUGCCGCCUCGAGCACGAGCCACGCGGGGGCCACUAAGCGGGCGCACGAGCACGAACACUCCGGCACGUCCUCACCCGUUGCUGGCGCCCAUGCCAGUGCUCAUCCACCCCUUUCGCCGUCUGGGUCAAGUCGGAGCAAGAACAGUAUCAACACCCUCGAUCCGGCUCUGGCGAGGGCGGAAGCCCGUUCGGGCCUCAAGACGGCAAGCAAAUGCUCCGUCUGUGGCAAGCUCGUCAUUAAUGGCAGCAUCACGAGGACUGGUGAGGUGUUCUGCGGGCGAGACUGCAGGAUCGAGGCCAAGAAGCGGUCGAGGCAGCAGCAAGCUCCUGCUUCUUCUUCCUCCAAAGAGCCCAGAUAGAGCAUUGUAUAAGAGAGUG